Molecule: messenger RNA, 842 nt
Organism: Dioscorea cayenensis subsp. rotundata (Guinea yam)
Lineage: Eukaryota; Viridiplantae; Streptophyta; Magnoliopsida; Dioscoreales; Dioscoreaceae
Exons: 1
Coding region: 210-416 (68 amino acids)
Source: RefSeq, a predicted model, not a curated record
GAUUUAGAUUUAAACGAGUAAAAAUCAAAUCGUCUUUUGAGUAUCUCUCGUCCUCUCCGCUCUUCUCUUUUAGUUUUAUACAUAUAAAUUGCAACUUGGUCUAUAUAUCCAACACAUACUGCUAGCUAGCUGCAAUUAAGCAAGCCCAAGUUACUAGUGAAUUAGCUAGUGAUCAGGAGAAACAAAAAAAAGAGAGAAAGAGAGAGAUCAUGGUGUUCUUCUGCUUCCUGGUGGACCAGAAGAGGAUGGUGAGGAGCAGCAAACCUGUUGCCGGGAUCUGCUCACGUUGCGGAGGCUGCGCCAGCGUGGCCGACAUGCAGACCUCUACCCGUUUCUGCUAUGUUCCCGUACAUCGCCGUUCCUGGCGCGCCAUCAUCUGCACCUUCUGCGGUGCCCUCCUCAAGUCCUACCGCUAACCAACUCUACCUUAAUUUUAUUUCUUCUUCUAUUCAUAUUUCAUACCCAUAUUUGCAUGCAUGCUCUCACCGCCCAUAUAUCCUAUCCUAUUCUAUUCUAUUCUAUUCCAUUCUAUUCUCUUUCUCUAUAUUUGUUAUAUCAUCAUAUACUUCUGAGUCCUAACCAACUCAAUCACAAUAUAUAUACUACCACUUCAGCCUCUUGUAUAUAUUUUAUUUGCAAAAUUAAUAUUAUAAUUCUUACUUUUCAGCUCAAGGCUGUUGUUCUAGGGUAUGCAUGCCCAAUUUCUUUACUUUUGCUGGAUGUAUUAUAGUAUUAUAUUAGUUUUAUUAGCGUUUGUUUGGACUUACUUAGUCCGAUCAGAGAGAAGCCUUCAAGUUUAUACUUAAUAGGAAGGGAGGAAAUUGAAUUUUUUUUUUUUCCCC